This is a messenger RNA of Juglans regia (Persian walnut), 600 nucleotides long. Its product is annotated as protein-S-isoprenylcysteine O-methyltransferase A. Gene Ontology annotation, cellular component: membrane; endoplasmic reticulum. The record is from RefSeq and is a predicted model, not a curated record. The transcript has a single exon. Gene Ontology annotation, biological process: C-terminal protein methylation. Gene Ontology annotation, molecular function: protein C-terminal S-isoprenylcysteine carboxyl O-methyltransferase activity. Lineage: Eukaryota; Viridiplantae; Streptophyta; Magnoliopsida; Fagales; Juglandaceae. Bases 7 to 600 code for a protein of 197 amino acids.
AAAAAAAUGAUAGAAAUCUUCAGUUACACAGCUUACAGACAGUUAUCUCAGAUGUUCCUUGCAAUACUCUUCUUUCACAGUUCUGAAUACAUUUUAGCAGUUGCCAUGCAUGGGAGAUCAAACAUCACCCUUAAGUCUCUUCUGAUCAGCAAAGCCUACCUUUUGGCAAUGUUAUUUUCAUUGCUGGAGUACUUAAUUGAAAUUGUAUUAUUUCCUGGGUUGAAAGAACACUGGUGGCUAAGCAACUUGGGCCUGGCAAUAGUUAUAAUUGGCGAAGUGAUACGGAAAGCAGCAAUCAUUACAGCUGGUCAGGCAUUCACACAUCUUAUCAAGGUUUAUCAUGAAGAGCAUCACAAACUGAUUACUCAUGGAAUCUAUAGGUUUAUACGACAUCCUGGAUACUGUGGAUUCUUCAUCUGGUUUGUUGGUACUCAGAUAAUGCUUUGUAAUCCCAUAUCAACAAUUGCAUUUGCAAUUGUUGUUUGGCGCUUCUUUGCGCAAAGAAUUCCAUAUGAAGAAUAUUUCUUGAGGCAAUUCUUUGGGUCCCAGUAUGUGGAAUAUGCCCAAGGAGUUUCUUCUGGGGUGCCUUUUGUGAACUGA